Thyridium curvatum is the source of this 396-nucleotide messenger RNA. RefSeq lists its product as uncharacterized. The coding region runs from base 1 to 396 and encodes 131 amino acids. Gene Ontology annotation, cellular component: RNA polymerase III complex; RNA polymerase II, core complex; RNA polymerase I complex. Gene Ontology annotation, molecular function: DNA-directed RNA polymerase activity; zinc ion binding; DNA binding. The transcript is spliced from 4 exons. Gene Ontology annotation, biological process: transcription by RNA polymerase II; tRNA transcription by RNA polymerase III; transcription by RNA polymerase I. The record is from RefSeq and is a predicted model, not a curated record. NCBI's taxonomy places the organism in Eukaryota, Fungi, Ascomycota, Sordariomycetes, Thyridiales, Thyridiaceae.
AUGAGCCUUUGUCGCGAUCUCAGAUCAAAGGGCAUCCCAUCAAUCUCUCUCCUCUUCAUCAUUUGCCACAACCAGGCAGAUACUCUACAAAACACCAAGGACCCGUACAGUCUUCGACUAGGAGCAUUCACAUCUCUGUUCGACAUUAAUCGUGGUGCUGCUGCAGGUAACCACGACUCUGUUAACACAUGGAAGGUCACUGGCGACCUCUGGGAGCGCUACCUCAAGCUCAUCGACGAUGGAAUCUCUGAUGGUGAUGCGAUGGACCAACUUGGCUGCAAACGUUACUGCUGCCGUCGCAUGAUCAUGACGCACGUCGACCUGAUUGAGAAGCUUCUCAAGUACACCCCCGAUGGCCGUUACGACAAGAAGAUCGAGAUCAAGGCUCACCAGUGA